AUGUUCGUCGUGCUCUUCUCAUUUGUCCUCGCCGCUGUGACGCUGUCCGGCGCGUCAUCAGUUCACGGCGUUCAUCAAGAUCCUUGUGUCAAAAUCGCUGGACACUCUUAUGUCGCUCCUGCUGACGCUCUAGCUUGCAUGCGCUCUUUCCCUUAUAAUGAAACGCUCAAAAAAAAUGUCCUAGCUGUCGUCAGCGGUGCGUUGGACUUCUUCACGUUCGAGGCUGAGCAAAUCCACAGCCCACCUCCGUUCCAGGAGAGCUCCGUCAAUCUCCGCUCUGAGUUAGCGAGGAUAAAAGCCACCAAGUAUCCCACCGACUAUGACUUCAACAAGGAUCUCUUUGACACUAUCAACAGGCUGAACGAUGGGCAUACUCUUUGGCUCCCUUUCUGCUAUUGGGCUUCGUUUCAGAACAUAAUCCCCGCCCCUGUCGUCUCGCUUUCUGUGGACGGCGUGCAGAAUGUUUACAUUGCUCCAGACACAGUAGCUUUCAUCAGCCAACUUGGCGCUCUCUUCACAUCUUACUACGAUUCCAUAAAUUUCGAUUGGAAGAGAUACGCUGGCGCCAAGGUUCUCGAGAUUGGUGGUAUGCCUGCAUACUCCUACAUUGACCACAUCGCAUCCACCGUCAGUGGCAAUUACCUCGACCACGGGAUCCGAGUCAAUUCAGUGUUUUCGGGCUACAGGAUCGCCUCAAAUUCCUGGUCUCAGCGUUUAGGCGAUCUUGCGGGACCUUUCUUUCCUACUCUGACAUCCCUUGAAUUCAAGCUCAUCCGUGUCAAUUCUGCCAGAGUCGAGACGGUCAAGUUCCCCUACCGCGCUGCCUACAUCAACUCUGGUACCUUCACUGAUUCAGCAUCCUACUGGAAGGCCAACUGUGCUGUCACUGCGACUACGAACGGUCAGUCUUAUUACCCGUCCGACGCCGAAACUCAGCAGGGGUUCGUGAAAAUCGAGGAUCAUGACUCAAUCGUGGCCAGGAGGGUGCUGAAGAUGGUUGGUGCAAAGAAGGAACCCAUGGAUAUUGGUCGGCCGUCCGGUGUGGGGCUUCCAGCACCACAGUGGCCCACUGCUCCUCUGCAAGCUGGGACUGGUGUUUUGAAGAGCUAUAUUUUGCCAGAUAAGCCGGGCGUUGGUGUCAUGAUGGUGGGGUCAUUCGAACCAAGGGGCUUUGUUCAGUUCCAACAGGACGUUAUUGACUCUCUUUCGAAAUUCCGGGCCGCCAAAGUCACCAAGCUUAUCAUCGACGUGUCCAAUAAUGGAGGAGGCUACGUUUGCCUUGGGGAAUAUCUCCAUCUUGCUCUUGUUGGAAGCAGCUUUGGCUAUGGAGGAUUUACGACAUCCCACCGUGCUAAUGACCUUGCUCGAGUCGUGGUCGCUGCCGAUAUCAAACGGGGCGUUAACGCGUCGAUAUCAUUCUAUGCACCUGAUAACUACGCGUUCCUCAACGGUACACCCCUUCCGAAAACAUACAACUACAUGGAGCCUCCCGUCUCCCACCAGGUCAACGGUUUGCGUGAGCCUGUUGGUCAGCGCAUUCUCGAUAAUUCUUGUACGCCAUUCAAGGUUGCCUUACCGCCCAAACCUUAUUUCAAGGCUGAAAAUAUCGUCAUUGUCGGAAAUGGGAAUUGUGCCUCUACAUGUGCACAGUUCACAACUGUCAUGCGCGAGCGUCACAACGUUAAGAUGGUUGUCUUUGGUGGCAAACCCGGCGAGCCAAUGGAGUAUAAGGGUAUGGCCGGCAACCAAGUGCUUGAUUGGCCCGACCUUAAUUCGGAGUUAUUGACCGCAGGCGUGAAGACUAAUCCUCAGGCACCCCCUGACUUGAUCAUCAAUGGUGAUAUUCGGAUCAACUGGAGAACGGCCUAUAGCUGGAAAGAUCAGAAUACACCUAUCGCCUUCCGCAGCGAUCGUGCUCCAUACCGGUUUCCUUAUACGCCCGACAUUGUGCAUACUCCGCAGGCUCUCUGGUAA
Cantharellus anzutake is the source of this 1974-nucleotide messenger RNA. RefSeq lists its product as uncharacterized. The record is from RefSeq and is a predicted model, not a curated record. Gene Ontology annotation, molecular function: serine-type peptidase activity. Gene Ontology annotation, biological process: proteolysis. Lineage: Eukaryota; Fungi; Basidiomycota; Agaricomycetes; Cantharellales; Hydnaceae. Bases 1 to 1974 code for a protein of 657 amino acids. The transcript is spliced from 12 exons.